AUGGGAAGAGCAGUGCAAGCGACCAUGGCGACGAGAGGUCUGGUGAGGCUCUGCUGCUUCCUCUCAGCAGUUCUUCUGCUCUCGUUCAUCGUCCCCAGCGCCCUCGCCGAGGAACGCUUCUAUGAGUUCGUGGUCAAGGAGACGACGGUGAAGCGUCUGUGCCAGACGAACAAGAUCAUCACGGUGAACGGGCAGUUCCCGGGUCCGACCAUCGAGGUGAACAGCGGCGACACGCUGGUGAUCAGGGCGGUGAACAUGGCGCAGUACAACGUGACCCUUCACUGGCACGGCCUCCGGCAGCUGCGCAACGGCUGGGCGGACGGGCCGGAGUUCGUGACGCAGUGCCCCAUCCGGCCGGGAUCCAGCUACACGUACCGCUACACCACCGAGGGGCAGGAGGGCACGCUGUGGUGGCACGCCCACAGCUCCUGGCUCCGCGCCACCGUCCACGGCGCGCUCAUCAUCCACCCCAAGAAGGGGCUGCCAUACCCGUUCCCCAAGCCCGCCAAGGAGUUCCCCGUCCUCCUCGCCGAGUGGUGGAGGAGGGACCCGAUCUCGGUGAUCAGGCAGUCCAUGAUCACCGGCGCGCCGCCCAACAUCUCCGACACCAUCCUCAUCAACGGCCAGCCCGGAGAUUUCCUCCCGUGCUCCAGCCAAGAGACGAGCAUCAUCCCGGUGGUCGCCGGCGAGACGAACCUGCUGCGCAUCAUGAAUGCGGCCAUGAACUCCGAGCUCUUCGUAUCCCUCGCCGGCCACAAGAUGACCGUGGUCGCCGCCGACGCCCAGUACACCAAGCCCUUCCAGACCAACGUCGUGCUCGUCGGCCCCGGCCAGACCACGGACGUCCUCGUCACUGCCAACGCCGCCCCUGGCCGCUACUACCUUACCGCCCGCGUCUACGCCUCCGCCCAGGGCGUCCCCUUCGACAACACCACAGCCACCGCCAUCUUCCAGUACAAGAACGCACCCGGCUGCGCCGAAACCAGUACCGGCGCCAAUGCCGGCUUCAGCGGCCCACAGGGCCGUCCCCGAUCCUCCGGCCAUCCGGGCCGCACAGGGCCGGCACCGAUGCUCCCGUACAUGCCGGCGAACAACGACACAAACGCGGCGACCAUGUUCUCGAACAGCAUCCGGAGCCCGGGGCCGGUGAAGGUGCCCGGACCGGUGACGCAGGAGGUGUUCACCACGAUCGGGUUCGGCCUGUUCAACUGCCGGCCGGGCCCGUUCUGCCAGGGCCCCAACAACACCAGGUUCGGCGCGAGCAUGAACAACGUCUCGUUCCAGCUCCCCAACAUGGUGUCGCUACUGCAGGCGCACUACCACCACAUCCCCGGCGUCUUCACCGAGGACUUCCCUGCGUUCCCGCCGGUGAUCUUCGACUUCACCUCGCAGAACAUCCCGCGCGCGCUGUGGCAGCCCGUGAAGGGCACCCGGCUGUACCGCGUCAAGUUCGGCGCCGUGGUGCAGAUCGUGUUCCAGGACACGGGCAUCUUCGCCGCCGAGGAGCACCCGAUGCACAUCCACGGCUACCACUUUUACGUGCUCGCCACCGGGUUCGGCAACUACAACCCCAGGCGGGACGAGGCCAAGUUCAACAUGGUCGACCCGCCCAGCCGGAACACCAUUGGCGUGCCUGUGGGAGGGUGGGCCGUGGUGCGCUUCAAGGCGGACAACCCCGGCGUAUGGCUGGUGCACUGCCACAUCGACGCGCAUCUCACCGGUGGGCUCGCCAUGGCGCUGGUGGUGGAGGACGGCAAGGCCGAGCUCGAGUCCACGGUGCCGCCACCGCUCGACCUGCCCAUCUGCGGCCUGUAG
This is a messenger RNA of Lolium rigidum, 1815 nucleotides long. Its product is annotated as laccase-3-like. The record is from RefSeq and is a predicted model, not a curated record. The transcript has 4 exons. Gene Ontology annotation, biological process: lignin catabolic process. Gene Ontology annotation, molecular function: copper ion binding; hydroquinone:oxygen oxidoreductase activity. The coding region runs from base 1 to 1815 and encodes 604 amino acids. Gene Ontology annotation, cellular component: apoplast. NCBI's taxonomy places the organism in Eukaryota, Viridiplantae, Streptophyta, Magnoliopsida, Poales, Poaceae.